Branchiostoma belcheri (Belcher's lancelet) is the source of this 5339-nucleotide messenger RNA. Its product is annotated as fibroblast growth factor receptor-like 1. Bases 1191 to 2870 code for a protein of 559 amino acids. Gene Ontology annotation, cellular component: plasma membrane. The record is from RefSeq and is a predicted model, not a curated record. Gene Ontology annotation, molecular function: fibroblast growth factor receptor activity; fibroblast growth factor binding. Lineage: Eukaryota; Metazoa; Chordata; Leptocardii; Amphioxiformes; Branchiostomatidae. The transcript is spliced from 8 exons.
UCACGUAGCCCCACAGGAUCUAACCAGGUUCUCUGGGAUCUACAUAAGGGGUGUACUGUUGCGCUGGGGCCUUUGUUUCCCCCUCUCGCACCGCCUUUGAGCCGGGCCCGCUCCAGAGUUGCGAGUGAAACCCUACCCGCACGCGGUAUUAGGACAUGGGCACUUGAACGGGGGCCCUUUUCAUGUGACUCUAGUCAAACAGAACGGCUCGCCCCCAUUUGUGAGCGGGGCGCUCGGGUUCAGAGUUUGGGGAGAGCACUCUCCGCAAGGGGUCUAGCCAGGCCACCAAGUUUUCGGGGCGAUAUUCGCCGAUUUCGGACAGGAUCUGCCCGCCAAUAGGAUCGGGAGUCCCGGGACAGAGAUUUGGCGGGGUGCAUUAGCAUGUGAAUAGCGGGUUUUUGGGGCAGCGGCUUUGUGAAUCGGACGGGAGUGGAGCUUACACGGUUCGGGUUGCACUCACAGAGCCAAACACGCCUGCUCCGUUGGCCGGACGGUUAGUACGUACACCACCGGCCCGUCCUGAUUGGAUUUUUCGCCGUGUUGUAGCCCAGCAGGGAUCCUGGAGACGUGGAAUCCCUGCCGGGGAAGGCUACAACUACCGCUCGGGACCGCGUGGCAGCGACAUUCCGGUCGUGGAUCGGCAACAGGCGGCGGAAGAGGCACUGGAAGCUCGCUCGGGCCGUCGUGGCACCGCUGGCCGAGGGGGUGUUAUUCUAUCCGCGGCAGUCAUUUUCUGUUGGUAUUUGCGGGGUAAACAAGCUAUUGAAAACAAAAUUUCCUCGGAAGGGAGAAGCCUCCGUCUCCUUCGGACACCGUUUCCUGGGAGUGUUAAUGGCCUAAGUGGAGUUGGCACACGGGAAAGUCCUUCCACCGAUUGAUUCAUUGUCGCAGUGGGACCUGUUGCAUUUUUGCUGUAGCGAGUUUUUGUAACACCGUUGAGUGAGUGGCGGGACCGGGGGAGGACGUGUGGUGCUCUCUCUCUCGUACUCAGAACAACCUCAGCGGACAACGAACACAACAUUUCCCGUCAAAAUGCUCGCCUAGGACCGCUACUAGCUACGGGAAUCGAGACUGUAGGACUUCGUGUCUGUGUGGUGGAACGAGGUACAGUCGCCGCUGCUAGCGCGGGACCUGUUGCCCCAGUACUCGUACCGCGAGUUGUUGUCGGGGAUAUAGCAGGAACAACAGUCAUGUGUCAGGAGGACUACAGCAGAACGGAGUCGCGCCACCGGGACUUGAUAUGCCGGGGCUGCGAGGCGGAGAGGAGGAAAAACAGGGAACCACCUGGUCACCAUUCCCACUCAGGCUGCUCUAGAAGAUUUUGUGACUCGAGUGUUAGAAGAAGACCUGUUGACCAAACGAUGGCCAUGCUAUGGACCUUACUCCUGUUCUUCCUACACGUCCAGUCGACGCUUGGAGCGCGAGGACCACCUCGACUUUCAGAACGAGUUAUCACGCACCAAACUGUACGAUUAGGACGGAAUAUCAAACUGCCGUGCCCGGUGGAGGGCGACCCCCCUCCCCUCACCAUGUGGACAAAAGACCUGAAAACGAUACACAGUGGCUGGACGAGAUUUAAAGUUCUACGCCAGGGACUGAAGAUAAAAAACGCGGAGGCGCACGAUGCCGGACAUUACACGUGUAAAGCCACCAACGGCUUCGGCAGCAUCAACGUCAACUACUCUCUCAACGUCAUAGAUGACUCCAAUCCUGGCAGACCUGUUGGUACAGCACCUGGUGUCGGUGGAACCAAGCCCAGAUUCACACAGCCACAGAAGAUGAGGAGAAAGAUCAUCCAGAGACCCAUGGGCAGUUCAGUCCGGUUGAAGUGCUCUGCGAGCGGGCAGCCCAAGCCGGAGAUCAUCUGGUCGAAGGAUGGGAGAACGCUCACCGAUGAGGAUUUAGGUGGGGCAAAAAAGGGUCAGCGUUGGACCCUUAAGCUGCGUAACCUGAGGCCGAGGGACAGCGGUCGCUACACCUGCAAGGUGUUCAACAGGAUCGGCAGCAUCAACGCCACGUACAAGGUCGACGUCAUAGCUCGCAUGACGACGAAGCCACAGCUGACCGGCGUCCACCCGGUCAACACGACGGUGGAGUUCGGCACCACCGCCUCCUUCCAGUGCCGGGUCCGCAGCGGCGUCAAGCCGCACAUCCAGUGGCUGAAGCGCGUGGAGGAGCACGAGCUGCACAAGCACCCCAACACCACCAUCGACGUCGGAGGGGUCAAGUUCAUCGUGCUGCCCACCGGGGAGGUGUGGUCCCGCCCCGACGGGUCCUACUUGAACAAACUCAUGAUCAGUAAGGCGAAGGAGGAGGACUCGGGCAUGUACAUCUGCCUGGGGGCCAACACCAUGGGAUACAGCUACAAGGCCGCUUUCCUGACAGUCAAACCUGAUCCUGACAAGGUGGAUGACCCCUCCAUAACGACACAGUCCGUGAUGAGCAGGAGUUCGCUGAGCAGCAAGGUGCCGCUGGUGGUGGUGAUCGGUCUCCCCGCGGCGCUCGGCCUGAUCCUUGUGAUCGGCGGCGUGUGGUUCUGCCAGCAGCGGAAGCGGUGCCCGUCUCCCCCGGCCAGUGUCCGGACGCCGACCCGUCAGUACGUCCCGCAGCACGACGCCGCGUCGCACGGCACCACCGUCAUGUCGCUACAGCGGGACAAGGACUCGUCAGGGUCGCUUUCGUCCGGGAUGCACCCGCCGUCGGGACUUCUGAGUCCCGCAGCGAGCCCCACGGGCACGCUUAGCUCCAACAGCACGUCCACCAGAGAAAAGUACAUGAACAGAUACGUGGACCUUCACACACACACGCACACACACACGGAGGGAGUCAGUAAGGUCUACCAGCACCAACACAUCCAUUACCAGUGUUAGCCCUUAAUUCUUCGUCCUUCUUUAUUUAUACGAAAAAAUCUUCCUCUUGUCGUCAGAUGUGUCUAUAGAGCUGGCUGGGACGAGCACUUGUCCGUUGUGAGGUGUUAUUUCUCUUACAACGUCAUUGCUUUUCGUUUUUUUUGCCAAAUAGUGCCUGGUGCUAAGUCUGUGUAGUAUUUGUUUCUAUGUCAGUAUACGUACUAAAAGAGUCUAUGAAAAAAGAUUUGGAGAGUAUUUAAUGGAAAUGAUAUAUUUGUGAUGUGUAGAAUUAAGUAUCAAAUUGAGCACAAUGAUUAGUUGUAUGAAUGACAGGUGCCAGUCACAGCCAGCCCUAGACACAUGAUUUCACAGCUCGGAAGUUUUUUGCAUGCACAAUCAUGAAAAUUUUUGUAUAUUAUCUGUAUAUUUGUAAAUAAGUUAUAAAAAUGAUAAAAAGAAAUGGAUGGUCUGAGAAUAAAGUAUAACCUAUUUUGUUACAAGUCGAUGCCAAAAUGAAAGAGAGCAACAGUUGUAAAGAGUAACCAAAUGCCAUCAGUAUGUCAGGUUCGUCCAAUCACUUGCCUCGUACCAUCAGUGUAUGUCUGGUUCCUCCAAUCAUUUGUCUUCUUACAAAGUAGUGGACGGUGACAUGAUAUAGACUGAUCCAUUUUAAGAGAAGGGGUCGGGGUAAAAUGGUUACCCCUCUUUUUCUUUUAAUUACCAUUCCCUCGCCAUUCCCUUGGAUUCAAAUUCUCAUAUACCCCCUCCUUUUUAAUCAGUACAAUUCUUAAAACCACCCCUUGGUAAUGUUUAGAAGUACCCCCCCUCCCCACAAACAGAUGGUUUGCCUCAAACUUGACCCUGGUGGCAUUUGGACGGUUACUUCCUUACACAAUCGGAGUUUGUCAGGUGACAUUCCAGGCAGCGUAGUCCCACCCCAACCCUCCGUCACGAGGAGUGUCGUGUCCGUGAAGACGUAAAAGGAUGUAAAAUAAUGGUUUUCUCCCGAUCCUACUGUCAGAAUGUGCUUUGUAAAUAAUUGGUUGUGAUGCCCGAUCACUGCAGAAAAAAUAACUUUUUUUGUUACCUCUGUACAUUUAGAUCUCAACUGUUAUACCUCUACCUUUUUUAAAAAAUCUUUUUUUUUACAACGAUAUAAAUGUCAUAUAACAGUUCAAGUUGGCUAUUUGAACAAGUUCAGUUCUGCAUUGUUGGGAUAAAAGUUUUUGCAACACAAUUUGGUGGGGGGACAAGUUCUGUUUGUAUCAAAAUGUUCACCUGGUUCCAGUUCUGUUGAAUUUUGUACUUCUCAUUCUGUUAAGUUUGUUAUGUCAAGUGCCAACACUGCCAACUUGUAUUUUACUCUGUGAAUUCUUCUCUAUGCCCUUCUUAUAGAAGGUACAAUAGUUAUCACCAAUAUGAAUACAAUAUCAUAAGCCAAUAAACAACACUUUAAAGCAAAGCCACAUCAGAGGGCAUACCUGUAAAAUAUUGGAUUCGUGAUUACAAUGUGUACAUCAACAAUGUUUUGUUUUUGCACCAGAGUGGUUAAAAAAAUUUAUAUAUAUACAUCGUGAAAAAAUGCCGGUGUAGUCUGAUGCCAAAGAUUGGAUGCUUAGGAAAAAAACUCAAGCACCACCAUGUAAUUUCUGCAAUGUAAUUUUUUUCUAUGUUACAAAUGACUUGUGUAGAGAAGAGUUGUGUUUAGCUGUAUAGAGCUUAUAUUUAAAGAUGACAUAAACCAUCUAUGAUUAGAUGUAUAUUGAACAUUAUUGGAGAAGGGAUAUUCUAUGACUGACAGCUGCCAUUAUCACAUCAAGUUGUUCAUUAUAAUUAUUAGAGUUUUACAUGCAUUUUAGAUAAUGAUAUUUUAUAUUUGAUUGAAAGACUUCUCUUUUAUACAACCACUUUUGAAUUAGCGAAAUGUGGAUUUCUUUUGUAUUUCUGUUAAAAAAGGAUGGAAGAUGACUACAUGUAUAUUGUCUGCCUUUCUGUGAAAGACAGCAGUGAACCAUCCUUUUGUAACUAUUCCAGCCAGAUUGUAAUAUUUUCCCUGUAUACUACAACAUUAUACUACAGUUGUAUUGUGUAUUGGAAAUUUCUAAUACAGUACGGCUUUUCAAGUUUUGUAAGAGGGCAAGUACAUGGACAAAUUGCAAUAUAAAAACAUUAGCAAAACUCUCACAAAUAGACGACCAGAGAUACACUUUUUCUCUUUCCUGGGGAAAUGUUUUCAAUGCUAUUUUUGUUACAUAUUAAUCAAAGACUGGAACACAUUGUAGAAGUAUGGAUAUUGACAGCUGUCAGUCAAAGUAAAUGCCCUUCCUCCUGUGAUAUGAGAGUGCUUAUAUGUACAUAGGCUGUGCAGACAAAAUGUCAGUGUGUGUAAUAAGUGACUACUUGUAGCUGUGGUGCUGAGAAAUACCACAGAUAAGAAUAUGUAUGGCAAUGUGAAGAGAAAAUUAAAAUCACUUUUGUAUGAACAUAAAA